Molecule: messenger RNA, 1476 nt
Organism: Struthio camelus australis
Lineage: Eukaryota; Metazoa; Chordata; Aves; Struthioniformes; Struthionidae
Source: RefSeq, a predicted model, not a curated record
AUGCCGAGCAGGCGCUGGGCUGGCUGGAGCUACCCUCAGCUGCAGAGCGAGGUGGGCAGCCGGGACGGGGCUGUGGCGGGGGGGCGCUGGGUGGAGGGGCAGAAGUGUCUACGGUUAAAUCCAGAUGUUCCUGUAUGGGUUUCCAAACAGCGCAUUCUCUGCACUUUGAACCACAGCCUGAAGGAUGUUCUGAAUUAUGGACUAUUCCAGCCAGCCUUCAACGGCAGGGCUGGAAAGUUUCUGGAUGAGGAGCGCCUGCUGAGGGAGUACCCCCUGAACCCAGACACUCCUGUCCCCUACUUGGAGUUCCGGUACAAAAGGCGUGUGUACACCCAGAGUUUGCUGGAUGACAAGCAGUUUGCCAAACUCCAUACAAAGGCAAAUCUGAAGAAGUUCAUGGAGCACGUGCAAAUGCUAAAUGCGGAGAAGGUCUGCAGACUCCUGGAGAAGGGCCUGGACCCCAACUUUCAUGAUCCGGAUACUGGAGAAUGUCCCCUGACAGCGGCAGCGCAGCUGGAGCACGGUGCGGAGAUGAUCAAAGCGCUGCGCAACGGGGGAGCUCACCUGGACUUCAGGACGCGGGAGGGGAUGACAGCUCUUCACAAGGCCGUCCGGUGCCGCAACCACGCUGCCUUGCUGACGCUGUUAGACCUGGGUGCCUCCCCAGACUACAAGGACAGCCGAGGACUAACUCCUCUGUACCACAGCGCCAUGGUCGGGGGGGAUCCCUACUGCUGCGAGCUCCUGCUGCACGACUACGCCAGGCUGGGCUGCGUCGAUGAGAACGGUUGGCAGGAAAUCCACCAGGCAUGUCGCUAUGGCCAUGUUCAGCACCUGGAGCAUCUUCUCUUCUAUGGAGCUGAUAUGACUGCACAGAAUGCCUCAGGAAACACUGCUCUUCAUAUUUGUGCUCUCUAUAACCAGGAGAGCUGUGCUCGGGUUCUCCUCUUCCGCGGUGCGAGCAAAGAGAUUCGCAACUACAACAGCCAGACUGCGUUCCAGGUGGCCAUCAUUGCAGGAAAUUUUGAAUUGGCUGAAAUCAUCAAAACCCACAAAGAGUCCGAUGUUGUGCCUUUCAGAGAAACUCCCAGUUACACGAAGCGGCGACGGAUCCUUGGCGCAGGUGGCCUCUCCUCCCCGCGCAUGCUGCAGCGUUCGGCCAGCGACAACAACUUGAAGGCAGAGAGCCGGGCGUCCUACUCGCCGGUGCCCUCGCUCCGCAGCCUGCCCCCACAGCUGCUGGUGCAGAUGCAGGAAGCGGCCGUGGGGGGGGGAGCAGGGGAAGGCCGGCUGGGCGGGGAGGGACAGUGCCGCGCUGCCCCGCAGCUCCCCGGGGCUCCUGAGAGCGAGGAGGGUCUGCAGGGCUUCCGCGGGAGCCAGGAAGCAGAGCUGCUCUACCAGACCCCUCUCCUCUUCGAGUACGAGGAGAGUACUGCCUGCCUGCGAGGCCUCGUGCUGCCUGGCUACGCGUCUUAA